UAAAGCACAGACCAUACAGAAGACUUCAGUUCAAAAUGCUUCUAAUUUCUCCGCAAUUGAGGAGCCUUAAACUGAGGUGUUCUCGCUUCACCGUGCCAGACUUUACAAUAAGCAUUCUGGUCCUUAUCGUUAAUGUUUGUGCUUCGUCCUAUGUGGUCCCUGGUGCAACUACUGGGGCAGAGACUGCAGUUUGUCCUCCGCAGCCUGACGAAACUCUGCCUUUCCAAAAGUGGAAGCAGCAAGAAGGAGAAGGAGUCAUCGAAUCCUGCGCAAGUGUACAAGGACCUAUACAGUAUGACUCUGAGACAGACCGACGAGGAUACGCCGUUGGCCGUAGUGAGCCAUUUACUGGACGUGCUGUCUAACGUCGAGUCUGUUCUGUCCCAGCACCAAGAGACGUCAAGAUGCUCAAAGGUUGCUCCUCCAUUCUACACACAUGCACGAUCACGACGUACACAAUACUGACGAAUUCGUACACACCAGGAUUUCCUCGAAUCAUCUGGCUUGCUUUCUGCACACGUUCCCAUAGGUCGUCGUCAUUGUUUAUGGGUGUUGCAUAAACGACGGACUUCGAGUGACCCCACAGAUGAAAGUCCAUUGGAGUCUGGUCCGAUGACCUCGUUGCCUUGCUACUGGGCCAC
This is a messenger RNA of Zootermopsis nevadensis, 641 nucleotides long. The record is from RefSeq and is a predicted model, not a curated record. Lineage: Eukaryota; Metazoa; Arthropoda; Insecta; Blattodea; Termopsidae.